UGUUGGUGGGGGGGGGAGAGGUGGUGAGUAUGUGUGAGUUGGGAUAUGGAUAUGGGAGGGAGAGACACAGUUUCCCAGCUGCACUCCUGAAGUUUGCUGCUUAACUCCUGAAGUUUGCUGCUUGACUCCUGAAGUUUGCUGCUGAACAACUCCUUCCCACAACCUUUACGCUGAGCUGCUGUUGCGCUUGAGGAACUGACCGGGGUUUUCUUUUUACGUUGAACUAUGGCUCCCUCCCUCGCCCAGGCAUACCGGCGCCGAUGGUGGAUGGCCGUGACUGCUGUGAUCGAGAACCUCCUCUUCUCCGCUGUUCUACUCGGGUGGGCCUCGCUGCUGCUCAUGCUGACCAAGGAAGGCUUUUACUCUCACCUCUGCACGGAGGACGGGAACGGGACUGGGAAGUCCUCGAGCAGCCGGACACACAACGCCUCGAGGCACAAGACUUGGGAAAGCUGUGUGGACCAAGCAGAAAUGCUGAAUUUGGGUUUCACCAUUGGAUCGUUCCUGCUGAGCGCCACCACUCUACCCCUCGGAAUCCUCAUGGACAAGUAUGGCCCUCGGAUGCCGCGUCUCGUGGGCAGUGCCAGUUUUGCCCUAUCCUGCGCCAUGAUUGCCACAGCAGCCUACAACCCACCAUCUCUCUCUGCACUGAUAUUUCUCGCCCUGUCUCUCAAUGGAUUUGGAGGGAUCUGUUUGACUUUCUCCUCUCUCACGCUACCGAACAUGUUUGGCAACCUGAGGUCCACGAUUAUGUCCUUGAUGAUCGGAUCCUACGCCUCGUCCGCUGUCACGUUCCCUGGAAUUAAGGUGAUCUAUGACCUCGGCGUCCCCUUCAUCGUCAUCAUGUACACGUGGGCUGGGAUGGCGUGCCUCGUCUUUCUGAACUGCUACGUCAACUGGCCGCUGGAGGCCUUCCCCGACCCUGAAGAGGCCAGUUACGUAAAGAAACUGAAGUUGACUAGCCUGGCACUGGACCACAAGGUGACAGGUGAUCGGUUUUAUACACACGUCAGCAACGUGGGUGAGAGACUCAGUCAGAGAAACCCUGAGCCCGACGAAUUCAAACAUCUUUCAACAGACAGUGUGAGCAGGAGCAGCCCCAAGAGAGACAAAUCUGCAGUGUAA
Molecule: messenger RNA, 1125 nt
Organism: Carcharodon carcharias (great white shark)
Lineage: Eukaryota; Metazoa; Chordata; Chondrichthyes; Lamniformes; Lamnidae
Product: large neutral amino acids transporter small subunit 3-like
Exons: 9
Coding region: 226-1125 (299 amino acids)
Biological process (GO): transmembrane transport; neutral amino acid transport
Molecular function (GO): L-amino acid transmembrane transporter activity; neutral L-amino acid transmembrane transporter activity
Source: RefSeq, a predicted model, not a curated record